UUGUAAGACUGUUAUUUUGAACCGUUUCAAAAAGCUUUGGAGCCCAUGAAGACCACGAAGACCACUGGAAGAUUGGUCAGUACCCGUGUAAGACAUCAAAGACCAUUGUAGGUUCAUUGAGAGACCUCUGAAAGAUCAACCAUAAUUCAUGGUAUUUCAAAUGUCUUUCAGCGGUCUUGUUCUCUGUGGAAUGGGGGUUUAAAAAAAAGAAUUUCCUUUAUGGACAAUAAAGUUAUUCAAUUCAAUUCAACAACUUUAUGAAAAAUGGCCCCGAUAUCAUUAUGAUGCGAUGAACGUAUCCGCUAUCGAUAUAAACAAACGGCUACGUCACAAUGAAAGAGCAGCCCCAAACGUGGGUCAAUUAACCACGCGCAUGAGUAGAUGCGCAUGCUAGUAUUUAUACGUCAUCGAUAUCGACGUGACGUAGCCGAUGAUGAUGUCAUACGUACCACUACUACUAGCUAGCAGCACAAAAUACAACAUUAAAAAUGGGAAUUAACCCCAGCUUUCCUAUUCCAAUUCCAAAGACCCACAUCAGCUUUGAUCCUGAGUUUUCUUAUAGUUCAAGCGGACAUAAGAAGAAGGAUUCAAAUAUAGAAUACGACAAGACAGGUUUCGAGUCGGCAACGGAAAAGAAUUUCCAGGUGUUUGUGGAGCAACGCAAGAAAGCAAGAGAAGCAAAACUAAAAUUUGACGAUCUGGAUGGACUACGUAAGAAAUUUCCCCAAUAUACGGUCGGGCAGAUACAGGACUUCAAAUAUCAAUUCAUGUCAUUUGACCUAAAUCAAGAUGGACUUAUUGACUAUCCAGAAUUGCAACAUGCUCUCGAUGAGCUUGGCGAUACCUCGUCCGAUCAGAAACGGCGCCGGGCUUUCGAGCAAAUUGACGUGGACCAUUCAGACAGUAUAGAUUUUGAGGAAUUUGUGGAGCUGUUGACAAAGGUUGUCGCCCAAGAUGGCUCCCUCUCUGAAGCAAUCGGGAAAAUGUGUAAACGGGGCACCGAAAAGACUAGUAUUAUCAGGACAAUGCCUGUCGAAAGACAACUAGAAUUAGGACUGUUUUGAUGAUCAAGUUUAGGAUGCUUGUAUUUAUUCACCAGAGACAUCCUAUAUAUCCAUACAGUAUUAUGUAAUAUAUAUUGGAUGGUGCGUAUAACUUAUUAUCACCCAAUUCAAAUGUCCUUUCAAUUCACCCAAUUGAAUUAUCAAAAAUAUAUUUACUAUUGAAUCUCAUAACAUGUGAUAUGUAUAUUUGCUUGAAAGCAAGUUCAACAAAAUUAAUAGGCUCAAAUCGAUUCUUUGAAAUCGUUGGAAUACUCAAUGUUGUGUAAAUAAUAUGACAAAAAUAUAAAUACUUUCUUACUGUUGAUGUUAUUGCUGUUACCUCA
Messenger RNA from Lytechinus variegatus (green sea urchin), 1387 nucleotides. RefSeq names its product troponin C, isotype gamma-like. NCBI's taxonomy places the organism in Eukaryota, Metazoa, Echinodermata, Echinoidea, Temnopleuroida, Toxopneustidae. The transcript is spliced from 4 exons. Bases 489 to 1064 code for a protein of 191 amino acids. The record is from RefSeq and is a predicted model, not a curated record. Gene Ontology annotation, molecular function: calcium ion binding.